AUGAAAUCAGAAUUACAUCGAGUGGACCAUGAAAUCAAAAUGAAACAAUCUAAAGUUAAGGAUAGCAAAAGCAAGAUUAAAAUGAAUAAAGCCUUACCGUACCUGGUGGCGACGGUAGUCGAGCUUCUUGACGUCGAACCAGAUGACGAAGAAGAAGACGGAGCAAACAUAGAUUUAGAUUCACAGAGGAAGGGCAAGUGUGCUGUUGUAAAGACCAGCACUCGUCAAACGUACUUUCUACCCGUCAUCGGGCUCGUUCCUGCCGAGGAGCUUAAGCCGGGUGACCUCGUGGGUGUAAAUAAGGAUUCCUACCUCAUUCUUGAAAAGCUCCCGCCAGAAUUUGACUCCCGAGUUAAGGCUAUGGAAGUUGACGACCGUCCAACAGAAAGGUACGGCGACAUCGGUGGUCUUGACAAGCAGAUCCAAGAGCUCAUUGAGGCCGUCGUGCUUCCUAUGACUCACAAAGAACGAUUUGAAGCUAUUGGCAUUCAACCACCUAAAGGUGUUCUACUGUAUGGGCCACCUGGCACAGGUAAUUAUCAAUAUCAUUAUUUGAAAGUAAAUGACCCACCUUUUGCUCGCUUACCACGUUAG
Molecule: messenger RNA, 594 nt
Organism: Dibothriocephalus latus
Lineage: Eukaryota; Metazoa; Platyhelminthes; Cestoda; Diphyllobothriidea; Diphyllobothriidae
Source: the annotation of a GenBank genome assembly